Penicilliopsis zonata CBS 506.65 is the source of this 2080-nucleotide messenger RNA. RefSeq lists its product as hypothetical. The record is from RefSeq and is a predicted model, not a curated record. Bases 31 to 1623 code for a protein of 530 amino acids. Lineage: Eukaryota; Fungi; Ascomycota; Eurotiomycetes; Eurotiales; Aspergillaceae. The transcript has a single exon.
AUCUUAUUGAUUAGAUAUUAAUAUUUUCUCAUGCCAGCUACAACCUCCGGCCUGGUCAAAGGCACCUCCCAUAACGGCAUCACAGCCUACCUGGGAAUCCCCUACGCGGCUUCCCCUGCCGGCCCCAACAGAUGGCGCCCGCCUCGGCCGGCAGAGAAAUGGACGGGCGUGCGGGAAUGUGUCUCGUAUGGACCGGUGGCGCCCCAGAUUGCGUUUGAGGAUAUGCAGUUUGAGACGAUGGACGAGGAUUGUCUCAAUCUGAAUGUCUGGACGUCUGAUCCUCAGACUGCUCUCCCCGUCUUUGUCUGGUUCUACGGAGGCAGGUUCGUCGCCGGCGCAGGGAGCCAACGGAUCUACGACGGGGCGUCGCUGGCAUCCAAAGGCGUCGUGGUCGUCACGCUCAACUACCGCGUCGGAAUCCUGGGAUUCCUGGCGCAUCCGGAACUCGACCGCGAGGGUCUGGCGGCCUGCGGAGUCGAGUGCAGCGGUAACUACGGUCUGCUGGACCAGAGGGCCGCGCUGGAAUGGAUCCGCGACAACAUCGCGGCGUUUGGGGGCGAUCCGCACCGCGUCACCAUCGCGGGCCAGUCGGCCGGAGCGGCGUCGGUAGGCUUGCAUCUGCUGUCGCCAUUAUCCAAGGGUCUGUUCCACGGCGCCAUCUCCCAGUCCGGCCAACGGUUCACGCACGACCCCAUGCUGUUGAGUCUGGCGCCGGCGUACCGGAGUAAAGAGACUGCUCUUCGCCAGGGAGUCGAGACCGUGGCGGAAAAGGGAUGCGCGACUCUCGCCGAGAUGCGUGCCCUGCCCGUGGACAUCCUGCUGCAGGGAAACAACAAGAACGAGGAGAUCGAGACGCUGGGCCCGCCGAACCCGCCACCGCCGCCGUUCUACCGCCCCUGCGUCGACGGUCACUUCCUCCCCGCCGAACCCGGCGAGUGUCUCCGACGGGGGACCCAGAGCGAUGUCCCCGUCUUGACGGGCCACAAUGCCGACGAGGGAGGCACGAUCGGCGUGCGCAAGUCGGUGGUGAUGACGGACGAGCAGAUCCGCCACGCCGCCCGCCGCAGAUACACCAGCGACGAGAUGACCGACCGGUUUUUCCAGCUGUAUCCUUUGUCCGGGGGUGCUGUGCCCGCGACGUCAUUCGACGCAGACCCCCGGUACGCGGCGUGGAAUGCCCAGGCGAGAAACAACUCGCGCGUCACGGUCGCCAUGUGGGCAGAGCAGUUCCACCAGCAUGCCGCCUCGCCUGUGUACGGCUACUUCUUCGACAAGAUCCCGCCGCAGAAGGCCGGUGGGAAUGAGAAGUUCGGCGCCCACCAUGCGGCCGAGCUGCCGUACGUGUUUGACAAUUUCGUCUUUUCGCCCGAGUAUCCGUGGAGUGAGGGCGACAAGCAGGUGGCGCAGACCGUGUCGACGUACUGGGUGAAUUUCAUCCAGCAUGGCGAUCCGAACGGUUUUCUCUCUGGUGAAAAGGAAAAGCCACAGUCUCUCCCCUACUUCCCCCCUGUUGGCAAAGAGAUUAUGCGGCUGGGCGAGAAGAACGGAGCGAUGAAGCUGACCGAGACGUCUGCACGGGAGGUUUUUUGCCGCGAGUUUCUACUCGCAAGUAGGGAGUAUUGAACAGCAUAUAUAUUGAUGGAGAUCAAGGUACUUUCUGAUGCGGGCGUUCGAAUCCCUUGUAGGUCGGAGAAUGAUAUGCACAGGCAUAACAGCGGUACCCUUUUUCUUCCCAGACCAUCUGUGAGGAGCACAUUUCCACCGGCCGUUCCGGGAUAGCAUGAUAGAACUCUUCUCCUUCUUCUUCUUCUUCUUCUUCCUCUUCUCCCCCCCUUGUAGCCUCUUCGUAAGACGGCAGAGCAUCGAGAUCGUCGAGCUCGUCGGUAAGAGAAAGACCCUGGCGAGGCACCGUGUCUCUGUUAUCGGUCACCUCGUCCAACAAAGCGAUCUGCAGCUGUAGAGCGGCCGUCUCACGCCUCACGCCGCGCCGAAGGACCUCCACAGACUGAUCAUCCAGUAAGCGCGCAAAAGCCUCGUCGCACCCGAACAGUCUCCCCCUGCUGCGCGCGUACACGGCCUG